AAGCGUUCAGCUGUUAUUUUUAUAAUAUAUUUAAAGAAUUAUGUAUUCUAAUUUUCAAACGAAAGAAAAUCCGGGUUAUUUAUCACGAUUUCAUGAAAAAUCUGGUCAAAAUCAUCAUUUCUUGCGUAGAAGUUUUUCACAGAUUUCUGAUAAAGUUGAACAUGAAGAACAAUCAAGAGAUACAGAUUCAAAGAUACUUCACUUGAUUUCUUCUCAUAAACAGAUACAUAUGGAUGAAGAAGAUGAUAUUGAAAAAGAAAAGAUAUUUCUUAUGAAGCAGUUACAAAAAACAAAAGAUGAAAUUGAGAAAUAUAGAAAAGAGAUUUAUGCCCUUGAGAGGGAUAAAAGUGAGAAAAAAAGGCGGUCUCAUAAGAAUAUGAAUGAUCUUGUAGAAUCACUUCUUAAUUCGAAUAAUUACUUUUUAGAGAAUCAACCUGAGCCUAAAAUUAUGGCUAAUGAUACAAUAAUAUCCGUAUUACCUAUUUCUGUUGAAAAUCCUAUUCCUCAAUUACGAAUUUUUAAUCAGCUUAAUUUUCAUGAUACAUCUAAUAGAAUUGUUUCAUCGGAAGAGCAUGGUCAUUUGAUUCGAGAACAUUGUUUAAAAGGAGAUUGUUACAAUGGACACGUAUUUUUUGAUAUUAAGAUGCUUGUAGAUGAGGGUACUUUAACAGUUACAUUUUUGGAUGUUAAAGUAUCACCCUGGACAUAUCCAGAAUUACAUGAUUUUCUUUUAUUAAUGAUGGAAGAAAAAAAUAUCAAUAACGUUUUUUAUGGAAUCUCGUCUUAUUCGAAAUUAUCAACUAUACGUUGUGAUUUAUUUUCUCGUUUGUCUACUAAAUACCCGCAACUUUUAUCAUACGAUGAUUAUACAUUUAAAAUGAAUAAAAGGCUUCCAGAAGAAUUUUUCGGUGUUCAAUAUUUGCAUUUUGUUCAUGAAAAUGGCUUUGAAUUGACUUUGCAUUGGAAGAUAAAGAUGGAUAAUAUUACUGCUGAUGCUAGUAGCGAUAUUUCAGCUAAUCCAAGAUAUCCAGAAACAUGGGAACUGUUUGAUGAAAGCAAAGUGUUGAAAAAAAUAAACGAUAUGUUUCAAAAAAUGAUAAAAUACAAAGGAGCUUAUAUUGCAAGUAUUCUUCUAUUAUCAACCCUAUUUCAAGUCGAUUCAUAAUAUUGUUAUUUAUUGGUUAUUUUUAUAUGGAUAACAUUAUAAAGAUAAUAUUGAUUUCAUUAUAAAAAUUCAUUGGUCUUUAAAUACAUAAUAAAUCUGGUGAAUAAUGCCUUGGAUUUAUUUUAUUACAUUAAAAAGAGUAUAAAUAUUUAUUUUUCAAUUCUUUUAACUUUUUACUCAUCACGUUUACCCACCAACUUGGCUUCUUUACGUGCUUUUCGAAGAGUAGCAAAGGCAUCAAAUGACCUCUCUUCCUCAGUAAUAAUACGUGAUUCAACUUGAGUCUUAGUAUCAAAUGAAGGAAUAAUUGUAUCUAUUGACAGAUAGCGGUUUCUAUUACCAUCGUAUCGCUUUUCUUUGUUUUUUUAGUCUUACGUGGGAAAACAAUUAAAUGUGUUUUAUAUAACAUUAGUCGUUUAACAUUUCUUUCAAGAGAUUCAAGACACCGAUUACGACGGCGAUGGUCCACUGAAAUACCAAUUGUCGCUGCAUAUCUUUUUGAAAUACCUGCUGCCUAAUUCAAACAAGUUAUCUUUCAAAUCAAUAAAAAAAGAAAAUUAUGUUUACCUUUAAUUCUUCAAAUGUAAACCCUCGGCCUAGACGCAACUUAUAAUUAUAUUUAACCGUCGGUGCAAAGACUGUUGGUCGUAGCAUUCCAACUGGCCUGGGUGCUAAUCUUGCUGCUUUUUCUUGUCGUGCUUUUCUUCGGCGAAGUUUACGUCCUGGCUGAUUGAACCAUGUCCGAACCCGCUUUUGC
Molecule: messenger RNA, 1922 nt
Organism: Pneumocystis murina B123
Lineage: Eukaryota; Fungi; Ascomycota; Pneumocystomycetes; Pneumocystales; Pneumocystaceae
Exons: 5
Coding region: 41-1165 (374 amino acids)
Biological process (GO): CENP-A containing chromatin assembly
Cellular component (GO): chromosome, centromeric region
Source: RefSeq, a predicted model, not a curated record